AUGCUUUCCUUGAGUCCGUCCAUCGGAAUCAUUGAGGUCAUGAAAAUUAUUGCUGUUUUCAUUAUCGGCUUCAUUGCCAUGAUGGCCCUAGUAGCCUACCUCACCCGUGGUCUCCAACUCCUCCUCGGCUCAUCAAAGCGCGCCAUCACCGAACGCGCAGAAGAAAUGGGCAACGAAACCGACGAGAUUCCCCUUUCAGACACCCCUCCACGCGGCGACUCCGUCCCGGGAUCGCGAACCAUAUCUGCUGCUCCGUCGUCAUUGUCCCUCAAUGCCCUCGCGCCGCCGCCGCAGUCGCUCAACGCAUCACACAACUUCCUACCCGCAGCAAGCUCAUCCACCAGGCCGGCGGAAACAGAGAACGAAGGAGACAAUACUCCACAGAACCCUUCACUUCCGCUGCAAGCCCCUGUACCAAUGACCCGAGCUCAACUCUGGGCGGCAUGGAUUUGCGGUCAUUUGAAUUGGGUCAUCUACGCAUCCCUCUUCACCUUUGUUGGCUUGCCUCUAUACUAUGCCAUCGGCUACGCCAUGCCCCUUCAUCUGAGUCUUGUCUUGCUCAUCUAUUUCGCCGCCAUGUCGAUCCCCGCGCACUGGCGACAGUACCUCCACCCAGUGCUCGUUUGUUCCCUGUUCUCGGUCCUUGGGAUCUGGGCCCUCGCCGCCAUCAGAGGCGACAGCCUUCCUGAUACCCUCCGAUCUUUCCGGACGGGCUCCAACUACACUUACCUCUGGCUCCACACAAACUCUGGUCGUCUGCCUGGCGCCGGCGAUAUCUUCAGUACCGUUCUCGACGCGGGCAUCGUGUCCCUUGCGUUGCCGAUGUACCAGUACCGCCGCGAGCUGAAGCAGAACUUUGUGGCAAUCGUGCUGCCCAACAUUGUCAUGUCCAUCGGGUGCCUCUUCUCGUACCCCAAGAUCUGCUUUGCCAUUGGCAUCAGCGCGGAGCGGUCCCUGGCGUUUGCAUCCCGCAGUCUGACGCUCGCCUUGGCGAUCCCCGCAACGGAGAACCUAGGAGGCGACCUCAACACAGUCGCCGCCUUGGCAAUCAUGAGCGGCAUAGCUGGGGUGCUUUGUGGCCAGCGUAUGAUGGCUUGGUUGAGGAUACCUGAAGGUAAGAACUUUCGACGGGAUAGGUUAUAA
Colletotrichum spaethianum is the source of this 1143-nucleotide messenger RNA. Its product is annotated as plastidal glycolate/glycerate translocator 1, chloroplastic. The transcript has 2 exons. The record is from RefSeq and is a predicted model, not a curated record. The coding region runs from base 1 to 1143 and encodes 380 amino acids. NCBI's taxonomy places the organism in Eukaryota, Fungi, Ascomycota, Sordariomycetes, Glomerellales, Glomerellaceae.